Molecule: messenger RNA, 1242 nt
Organism: Ostertagia ostertagi
Lineage: Eukaryota; Metazoa; Nematoda; Chromadorea; Rhabditida; Trichostrongylidae
Source: the annotation of a GenBank genome assembly
AUGACAUAUAAUAAGAGUCGUUUCAGCUAUGUGCUAAUGGAAUUAGUGGAGACGGAAAAGGAUUAUGUGAGAGAUCUGUCGUCAGUGGUGGACGGCUACAUAGCGAAUCUUGAGAAAAUGGAAUUACCAGCGGAUCUUGUUGGAAAGGACAAAAUCAUAUUCGCAAAUAUCGCACAGAUUCUGGAGUUUCAUAAAAACAGUUUUUUGAAGGAAAUUGAAAAGUGCCUUGAUAACUACGAAGUCGCUGGAAGUGCCUUUGUCAAAUUUAAGGGAAGACUGGAGACGAUGUACGUACGAUAUUGCCAGAACAAGCCAAAAUCUGACUAUCUCGUUUCUCAGGAGGACUUUGAAAGGUUCUUCGCUGAAACGAAGGCGAAACUAGGACAUAAAGUGGCAUUGAGCGAUCUUCUUAUCAAGCCCGUGCAACGUAUCAUGAAGUAUCAACUACUACUCAAGGAUAUUCUGAAGUUUACCGAGAGAGCCAAAGACAAAACAGACACGUUGAAGAAAGCGCUUGUGGUGAUGCAUGUGGUACCGAAAGCGUGCGAUGAUAUGAUGCAAGUAGGACGACUUCAGAACUUCGAUGGAAGUUUGAAUGCUCAAGGAAAACUUCUCUAUCAAGGUACUCUUCCGAUCUCGGACAGUCAAGGUGGCACAUCGCAGAAAGCAAAAGACCGUCGUAUUUUCCUCUUCGAACAAUCAGUAAUUAUUGCUGAUCAUAUACCACCGAAAAAGGAAUUUGGCAAUCCGAUCUACAUUUUCAAAAAUCAGAUUAUGGUGAACAAGAUGCUGUUUGAGCCAUCUGUUCAAGAUGAUCCACUGAAAUUUAUCAUUCGCAGUUCGGAUCCGGCUCAGCCGACAGCGUUCAUUGCCACUGCACAAACUCAGGAAGAGAAGAAUGAAUGGGUACGGUACAUUAGUGAACAACUCGACCAACAGAAACGUAUGCUGGCCGCAUUAGUGGACCCGAGGCGAUUCAUGGGUGGAGCGACGGAUGACCUAAGCGGUUCGAUGGCCGGUAUGGGACUAGGAAGUGACGGCAAGAAGUCACCAGGAAGUGCUGGAAGUGCAGGCGGAGCAGCUACGGGGUCGUCACGACACAAUGCCAAUACCGGUUCAUCGAAAAGCUCAAAGCCGGAGUCACCUAAGAAGGAAAGCAAAGGCACAAAGCUGUUCGGUUUCGGCAAGAAAGCGUCCGCUAAAUCACCCACCUCACCGCCACCGGUAGGCAAAUUGAAGUAG